AUGCCACCCAUUCGCCGAUACCUCAGAAUCAGUAAAUACUCCGUCCUCGAAUGUCGGAUCUACCUCGACAACCCCUCUGAUACCCGAUGGCUGCUCGACUCCCGUGAUCCCGUCCUCCCGCGGAUCUUCUCCGCCAUCCGACCGCUCGUGCUGCCCAAGUUGCGUGAGGAGAAUGAACGGCUUUUAGCCAGGAAGAGGGGACAUCCGGUUAAGGAUGUGAUCGCCGAAGAUGACUUCGAGGUUGCCUUGUUCCUUCGCGAAUCCCGCACGCGUCACUCGCUUCUUACGAGACAGAAGACAUUCGAAGAACCCGACGAUGCACGAAAAAGGAAACCCAUCGACCAAGCUACCGGCUCAGCUGACACGGGAAUCCUAGUCGAAAGCGACGACGACGAGGCACAGCCGAGCCUGCACAAUAUCCCUGUCGCCACAGAUGACGACACAUCCACCAAGCGACCAGCAGAGACAGAUUCACCCGAGGUCUCACCAGAGCGCAAACGGACAUCAAAGAGGCAAAAAGACAAGCAGCCAGCAUCAGACGAGGAGGACCAAGAUGAGAAGAAGCUGCGGUUCCGGACGAAUUACGAGAGUUUCAACAUCUACGGCUGGGUGCUGUGCCUGCUGGUCACGCGCAAAGGCGUCGCCGCUAAGCAGGCUGCUGACCCGGCUGAACCGAAGCGCCAGGUCCUCAUGGAGGAGUGGAUGUCCACUCAGGCACAGGGGGAUAUGGACGAGGAAUAA
Messenger RNA from Aspergillus chevalieri, 741 nucleotides. RefSeq lists its product as uncharacterized. The record is from RefSeq and is a predicted model, not a curated record. The coding region runs from base 1 to 741 and encodes 246 amino acids. NCBI's taxonomy places the organism in Eukaryota, Fungi, Ascomycota, Eurotiomycetes, Eurotiales, Aspergillaceae. The transcript has 2 exons.